Colletotrichum graminicola M1.001 is the source of this 1068-nucleotide messenger RNA. RefSeq lists its product as uncharacterized. Bases 1 to 1068 code for a protein of 355 amino acids. NCBI's taxonomy places the organism in Eukaryota, Fungi, Ascomycota, Sordariomycetes, Glomerellales, Glomerellaceae. Gene Ontology annotation, biological process: cytoplasmic translation. Gene Ontology annotation, cellular component: cytosol. The record is from RefSeq and is a predicted model, not a curated record. Gene Ontology annotation, molecular function: mRNA binding; metal ion binding. The transcript is spliced from 2 exons.
AUGCCUCCCAAGAAGAAUGACAAGGGCGCCAAGAAGCCGGCCGCCGGCAAGGCUCUCGAGGACAAGACCUUUGGUAUGAAGAACAAGAAGGGCGGUGCAGCUCAGAAGCAGAUUGCUCAGUUGCACUCAUCGAUGAAGAACGGCGGUAGCGCCGAGCAGAAGCGCAAAGAGGCAGAGAAGGCACAAAGGGAGAGAGAGAAGAAGGCGGCAGAAGAUGCCAAGAGGGAAACUGAGAUGCUCUUGAACAAGCCCGCUCAGAUCCAAAAGGUACCUUUCGGCGUUGAUCCCAAGACUGUUGUCUGCAUUUUCUUCAAGAAGGGCAACUGUGAGAAAGGCAAGAAGUGCAAGUUCUCCCACAACCUCGAGGACGAACGAAAGACGGUAAAAAAGAACUUGUACACGGACACCCGCAAGGAAGAGGAGGAGAAGAAGAAGGCCGAGACAUCUGCAGACUGGGACGAGGAGAAGCUCCGUUCCGUCGUCCUUUCCAAGAAGGGCAACCAACAGACUACUACAGACAAAGUUUGCAAGUUCUUUGUCGAAGCCAUCGAGGAUGGCAAAUACGGAUGGUUCUGGAUCUGUCCAAACGGAGGUGACAAGUGCAAAUACAAGCACGCCCUGCCCCCUGGAUUCAUCCUGAAGACCAAGGAGCAGCGGGCUGCCGAGAAGGCCUUGAUGGACAAGUCUCCCCUCAAGACUCUCACCCUCGAAGACUUCCUCGAGUCUGAACGACACAAACUCACUGGAACCCUCACACCAGUCACGCCAGAGACAUUCGCCAAGUGGAAGAAGGAUCGUUUGGACAAAAAGGCCGCCGAGGAACAGGCCAAGAAAGCCAAGGAAGCAACUGGUCGUGCCCUGUUCGAAAGUGGCAACUGGCGGACAGCAGAGGACGAAGACGAAGAAGACGAAGACGACGACGACGGAGUUUGGAACUUGGAGAAGCUGCGGGCCGAGACUCAGGCUCUCCGCGACAAGAGGGAAGAGGAGCGUUUACUGGCUCUCAACGGUGGCACGCUUCCGCCGGUGGUACCGGACACGGCAGCUGCCGGGGCGUCAGGAUCUUGA